UUUGGAAUCCAUUGAUCACCGAUUGUGUGUACGUUCUGAUCCAAGAAGCAAAUUUUACUGUUCAAUCCUUUUGUUGAGGCUUGCAGAAAAACAGGUUAAUCUAUCUUUUGUUCACAUGCCUUGCUACCUAAUUUUACAUGAGCUUGCUUCACGGAUGUACAUAUUUUUCUUUAUCCUGUAAUGUUGACAGGCUCAUUUUUCUGGUAGUGAAGAAAUGAGAGGAAGUGGAAGGAUAUAAGGUAGCUUCUGCAGAAUCCAAUAUACUUGGAGUCCACAUCCAAGAUCAAAGCAUCUAGCUCUGUUCACUCAGGUUCUCAGGAGUAUCUCACAAAUGAGUCAUCAUAGGUGAGAGAUGUCUCAUCCAGCCGGACGAUAUUAUUGACCAUUUAAUAGCAGCUGACCAACAGUUUUGGUAAUUAGAGAAGAAGACAAUUCCACAGAAGCAAAGCCAGUGCAUUGGUAGGGGGCUAAAUUAGCAGGCAUGCUACCUAUACUAAAUACAUGUUGUGCUUCAUCUCCCUUCUGUCCUUCUAUGUAUUGAACUCAUUGGCAUAUGAUGUAACCUGUUAAUAUUCUUAAUGAAAUCACCCAUAAUGGGCAUUUUUCUUAAAUAAAAGAUUACAGUAUACCAUGACUAAGGCUUCAUAAAGGAUUGUGUCUCCCUUGGUGUUAUUUGCAACAGCUGAGUAGCUCCGGAGAGUGUCAACGUAUGUGCCCAAACUCAGUAGAACAAGCACUAACGAUAGCAGAACUUGAAAAAUCGAGGAGAUGGCUCAUGGCUGCUCUCAGCAUAUAGUUCAAAGGUUCACUAUCCAAUGAUGCUAUUUAUGUUUAGGGUACUUAUUGUAUAACUGGUUAUAACAGAUAUGUUGUUUUAUGAUGACAUAUAUUUAGGAAAGAACAUAUUCAAAUAGAGAAAUUUUGCUGUGUUAGAUUUUUAUUAUUACCAAGUAUACGAGUUUGCUCUAUCUGGUUGUCUCAAAGUAUAACAGUUAUACGAGAAUAUGAUAAUCAAUUGCAUGUUUGUGAAGAACAGAGCCCUGUAAGUGCGGCAGUAUGGCCUCUUUCUAGAGACAUACUUGACUGCUUAUUAAGUUGUGGGUUGUUUUUUGACAGAUAUAUUUUCUCACUUUCUUACAACAACUUAGUCUCCAGUUAUUGUACAAGUCUGGUGCGCAAGUGUUGUUUCGUUCCAUCUUCAGUUUGAUUAUUGUUUUUUUUUUUGGCGAGAAAAUUUCUGAUCUACUCAUCAACUGUCAAGGCAGUACAAUUCCUAUUUUUAUUUUUUAAACAGGGUUCCUAGAUCAAAUUGUCUGGGCUGGGACAAGAAAAGGAACAUGCUCUUGACUGAGCGCGGGCCGCGGAGAUGGUGAGGAUGCCGAGCUGUCUGCGGCAUGGUCGUUGCUCCUCUGGACUUGGUAGGAGGAGUGAGGAGGUCGAUCCAUCCUCGGCUUCGUCGUCGUCGUGCAUCCGUCAAGAGAUGCUCGCGCGCCGGGAGACGAAUCCACAUCUACUCCUGCUCGACUGCUUCCAAAUCGAGUGACGCAUGCUUCUGCUUGCUAUGGAGGCCGCUGCUCUGAUCCGCUCCAACUGCCAGCGAUGUUCCUCCUCAAGGUCAAGGUUGGUACCCAUAUUUGCUUCAGUUUGCUCUUCCCCCUCUCACUUACCUUCCCUCUCAUGCAUGCGCUUGGUUUCUUCCUCACGCAGGCAGGCUGGGUGGGCUCCUCGUCGGCGUCGGCUUUCCCUGCCUGCCACUGCUUUCUGAUGGAGCGGACCUUUGGAUGCUCCUGUGCCUCUGGUGGUGGGCUAGGGUGGAACUGCUCUGUUGGAUCCUUACCUUUCUUUUGCAGUGACACUGAAUGGUUUGGCUGGUCCACAACACAGUCUCAGGGAUGGAUGGUCAAGUUGUAUAUGGCUUCCACCAUUUACGAGAUGAAAAGCCAUAUCUUGCUCAAGGACCAGUUGCAAAUAAGGGCAGUUAAAGAGUGGAUGCCCAACUGCUCUGAUGUAGGCCGCUCCGAAUCAAUUAUCCGAUAUAUGGCGUCUCUUGAAGGAUUCUCAGUGGUCUCAUGCCUCUCUGUCAGGAUUCUCCCAAUUUGAAAGAGGUACACAAACGUUACUUUCUUUGUCAGGGUUUGUCUACAUUUAUCUUUAAGGCUACAACCUGGAGUCUCAUGGGGGUGUGAAGAUGAUACCUAAGUAAUCUAGGGCAUUGCUUUGUUAGGGGUUCACUUAUGUACAAGAAUGGCAUGUUCUUUCUUGUGUAAUAUAUCGUGGUUUUUUUCUGCUCAACACCAUCUAGACUAUGUAUCACUGUAACCUGCUUUAUGGUUUGGACCUGAGCGCUGGAGCAUGGUGCUGGACAGGGAACGAGUCCCUAAGACCGCUCUUUGGAAUUCCAAUAUAGAUGAAGAUAGAAGUGAAAUUUGAGGGCCAACAAAUAUGUUGUAUCGUGGAUGUCCCCCUUUACAUCAUUGUUUUAUGAAAUGCACUAAUGCUCCUGAAAG
Molecule: messenger RNA, 2507 nt
Organism: Triticum aestivum (bread wheat)
Lineage: Eukaryota; Viridiplantae; Streptophyta; Magnoliopsida; Poales; Poaceae
Exons: 6
Coding region: 1600-2100 (166 amino acids)
Source: RefSeq, a predicted model, not a curated record